Messenger RNA from Alternaria rosae, 639 nucleotides. RefSeq lists its product as uncharacterized. The transcript has 2 exons. NCBI's taxonomy places the organism in Eukaryota, Fungi, Ascomycota, Dothideomycetes, Pleosporales, Pleosporaceae. The record is from RefSeq and is a predicted model, not a curated record. The coding region runs from base 1 to 639 and encodes 212 amino acids.
AUGAAGUACACCGUCGCCAUCACCACGCUCGUCGCCAGCGCAAUGGCUACUGCCAUCUCCUCCGACUGCCCCAAGCCCUCUGCCACCGCCACCGCCACCGGCAGCGCGCCCUCGUCGACCGCCUCAGGCGAGGCCCUCCCCACCGGCUACUUCGGUGUCAUCUCCUCCCGCAGCGCCUCGCCCAUCCACCUCCAGUCCCUCACCGCACGCGGCGGAAAGUUCUACCUCGGCGGCGGUCCCCCCUCGUCCUACUGCCCUCCCAACAUCCCCGCCGAAGCCUGCCCUGCCGGUAACACCACCGUUCUGGCUGGCGGUCAGGGAACUCUUGCUCUGGGCGUUGUCGUCCCCGGUGGCCAGGAGGUCUACGUUGCGCCCGGCGGUGCUCUGCAGUACACUGUUGCCCACUCCGUCUCCAAGCCCGAGGGCUCCGACGUCACUGGCUUCAGCCGCACUGCGCCUGCCAACGGCAACGUCUACGGAUACCUCGACUACGAGACUGGCUUUGUUGCCUGCCCGGCUGGCGAGGGUGAAGGAUACCAGGUCUUCGGCGCCGUUGAGGAUGGUGAAUUCGGCGAUGACUGCCUUGGCUUCACCGCUCUUGCUGUUGCCACCGACGAUGCUGGUGCCUGGCAAUACUAG